CGCGCCGGUCCAGUCAGCGGCGCCGCCCAUUUUAAAUAGCAUUUUUUGACUUGUUUCCGCGGUCUCAGUCCCCGACCUCGACGUUGCCUGGGCUCUCGCAGCCUCUCCCUAGGUCUCCUCCAAACGACCACCUCGGAUUCCUUAUGGAUCGCAGCUCCAAGAGGAGGCAGGUGAAGCCUUUGGCAGCUUCUCUGCUAGAAGCUCUCGAUUAUGAUAGUUCAGAUGACAGUGAUUUUAAAGUUGGUGAUGCCUCAGAUUCUGAAGGGAGUGGUAAUGGAAGUGAAGAUCCCUCAAAGGACAGUGGAGAAGGUUCCUGUAGUGAUUCUGAAGAAAAUAUUUUAGAGGAAGAACUGAAUGAAGAUAUUAAAGUAAAAGAAGAACAACUUAAAAAUUCUGCAGAGGAAGAAAUACUGUCAUCAGAAAAACAGUUAAUUAAAAUGGAAAACAAGGAAGAAGAAGAGAAUGGAGAAAGACCUAGAAAGAAAAAGGAGAAAGAGAAGGAAAAAGAAAAGGAAAAAGAGAAGGAAAAAGAAAAGGAAAAGGAGAAGGAGAAAGAGAAGGAGAAAGAAAAAGCAACAGUAUCUGAUAAUGUGGCUGUUUCUGCUGCUUCCACCACACCAGCCACAAGUCCUUCUGCUGUUAACACAUCUCCUUCAGUCCCUACUACAACAGCUCCUACAGAGGAACAAGUCAGUGAGCCAAAAAAGUGGAACCUUCGUCGAAACCGACCACUUUUGGAUUUUGUAUCCAUGGAAGAGCUGAAUGACAUGGAUGACUAUGACAGUGAAGAUGACAAUGAUUGGCGACCUACUGUAGUAAAGAGAAAGGGAAGAGCUGCCUCUCAGAAAGAAGGAAGUGACGGAGACAAUGAGGAUGAUGAAGAUGAGGGAAGUGGGAGUGAUGAGGAUGAGAAUGAGGAAGGCAAUGAUGAAGACCAUAGCAGCCCUGCCAGUGAAGCGGGUUGCAAGAAGAAGAAGGGUAAAGUUCUUAGCAGAAACAGUGCUGAUGAUGAGGAACUGACCAAUGAUAGCCUGACACUAUCUCAAAGCAAGAGUAAUGAGGACUCGCUGAUUCUUGAGAAGAGUCAAAACUGGAGUUCUCAAAAAAUGGACCAUAUUCUGAUUUGCUGUGUUUGUCUUGGAGAUAAUAGCGAGGAUGCUGAUGAAAUAAUUCAGUGUGACAAUUGUGGCAUUACAGUCCAUGAAGGUUGUUAUGGAGUUGAUGGAGAGAGUGACUCUAUUAUGAGUUCAGCUUCUGAGAACUCCACUGAACCUUGGUUUUGUGAUGCCUGUAAAUGUGGUGUUUCCCCUAGCUGUGAACUAUGUCCUAAUCAGGAUGGAAUUUUCAAGGAGACAGAUGCUGGAAGAUGGGUUCACAUUGUUUGUGCCCUGUAUGUUCCUGGAGUAGCCUUUGGAGAUAUUGACAAAUUACGACCAGUAACACUAACAGAAAUGAACUAUUCCAAAUACGGUGCCAAGGAGUGUAGCUUCUGUGAAGACCCUCGUUUUGCUAGAACUGGAGUUUGCAUUAGCUGUGAUGCAGGGAUGUGCAGAGCCUAUUUCCAUGUGACCUGUGCUCAGAAGGAAGGUCUGCUUUCAGAGGCAGCAGCAGAAGAGGAUAUAGCAGAUCCAUUUUUUGCUUAUUGUAAGCAACAUGCAGAUAGGUUAGACAGAAAGUGGAAGAGAAAAAACUACUUGGCUCUACAAUCCUAUUGUAAAAUGUCUUUACAAGAGAGAGAGAAGCAGCUGUCACCAGAAGCACAGGCAAGGAUCAAUGCCCGGCUUCAACAAUAUCGUGCCAAAGCAGAACUAGCUCGAUCCACGAGACCCCAGGCCUGGGUUCCGAGGGAAAAAUUGCCCAGACCACUCACUAGCAGUGCUUCAGCCAUUCGUAAACUGAUGCGGAAAGCAGAGCUAAUGGGAAUUAGUACAGAUAUCUUCCCAGUGGACAAUUCAGAUACUAGUUCUAGUGUGGAUGGAAGGAGAAAGCAUAAGCAACCUGCUCUCACUGCUGAUUUUGUGAAUUAUUAUUUUGAGAGAAAUAUGCGCAUGAUUCAAAUUCAGGAAAAUAUGGCUGAACAAAAGAAUAUAAAGGAUAAAUUAGAGAAUGAACAAGAAAAGCUUCAUGUGGAAUAUAAUAAGCUAUGUGAAUCUUUAGAAGAACUACAGAACCUGAAUGGAAAACUUCGAAGUGAAGGGCAAGGAAUAUGGGCCUUACUAGGCAGAAUCACAGGGCAGAAGUUGAAUAUACCAGCAAUUUUGCGAGCACCCAAGGAGAGAAAACCAAGUAAAAAAGAAGGAGGCACACAAAAGACAUCUACUCUUCCUGCAGUACUUUAUAGCUGUGGAAUUUGUAAGAAGAACCACGAUCAGCAUCUUCUUUUAUUGUGUGAUACCUGUAAACUCCAUUACCAUCUUGGUUGUCUGGAUCCUCCUCUUACAAGGAUGCCAAGAAAGACCAAAAACAGUUAUUGGCAGUGUUCAGAAUGUGACCAGGCAGGGAGCAGUGACAUGGAAGCAGACAUGGCCAUGGAAACCUUGCCCGAUGGGACCAAACGAUCAAGGAGGCAGAUUAAGGAACCAGUGAAAUUUGUUCCACAGGAUAUGCCUCCAGAACCUAAGAAGAUUCCAAUCAGAAACACGAGAACCAGAGGACGAAAACGAAGCUUCAUUCCUGAGGAAGAAAAACAUGAGGAAAGAGUUCCUAGAGAGAGAAGACAAAGGCAGUCUGUGUUACAAAAGAAGCCCAAGGCUGAAGAUUUGCGAACUGAAUGUGCAACUUGCAAGGGAACUGGAGACAAUGAAAAUCUUGUCAGACAUAAUGCUAACCAGGAAUCUCAGCUGAUGUUGCACAGUGGCUAUUCCUGAGGGUCCAGACACUGCUAAUUUUAGCCAUUUGCCUCUUUUCUGAGAUGAAGAAAUUGCUCAAAGCCCUGGGUGAGAUGGAGGAGUGGGUGGGUGAACAAAAGGAGACCUCAUUUAAAAGAGAUAUCAUUCUUUCAAAGGACGGUGACAUAAAGAAUCUUUUAGUAUGUUAAGGGAACCCUUUCUGAUUUCUUUCAAAAAUCGUCUUUUGAUAAAGUCCUAUUAAAUUAACUGAGGGCACAGAAAUUAAAUGUUUCAAAAAGAAUAAGUUGAUAAAAUAUAUAUUAAUACUGUUAUAUAAUUUUAAACAUUUGCUUCUAAAUGAUGUCAUUUGUCAUUAAAAAUAUAAUUUCUAUUUGUUCAAUUCCUCAAAUAAAGGCAUACAGUUUUAAAUUUUGAGUUUUUUAUGCCAUCAUUGAAGAAGAUAAGGAGAAGAUAAAAAUUCCAGUGAAGAAAUACAAAGUGCUUCAACAAAGUUAAGAAAGUCUAUAAUAUUUGGCCAGCGUUUUUUGAAGUAGUUUGUGUAGAAUGUCAUGAGCGCUCUCCUGUAGGUUAAACUCAUUUAAAUUUAGGGUAAAAUAGUUCCAGUAUCAGAAGAUAGCUAUGAAUAAUUCUGACUGCAAUAAAAUUUUCUUGAGUUAUGUAAAAAAAGAAAUCCCAAGCAUAAACAUAACAUAAUGGAGUACUUAACACAACAAAAAUAAAAAAACAAAAAGAAAAAAUCCAUAAAGACAAUCUUACAUAAUGAACAAAAAUUCAAUAUAGAGGAAAUUCCCUUAAAGUUGAGGGUGGCAUUGUGGGGCAUGAUUGAUUUGAAACAAUAGUUAAAAACUUAGCUGGUUAUUCCCUUUUUGAUUAUAGGAACAUGUGUAAAUAUCUACCCUCUUAUUUGUUUUCUCUAAGAUAGUAGAUUGAUUCAGGCCUCUUUGCUUUAGGACCUAUACGUUUUUACCAGAUUUUUAUUUAUAUAUUCAUGCAUUUGAAUGAAAGAACCUAGGAAAUACAAUUUUUAUUUUAAAAACCGCUUUAUAACAAGAGUGUCUCCAACACAUCAUAUUUUAGUUGUCUUUAAAAAAUAGGUGCCAUCUUUCUUCAAUUCUUGAUAAGAUUUUUGAAUAAUAUUAGCCUUUCAUUUAUUUAAUUAGUUUCUGUUAUAAAAUUUUCAUUCCUAAUUGCAUUAUUGUAACAUGCCAGUGUGUGGGAUUUUGUGAAAGUCUUCUGGAAGGUAAAGAUAUUUUUGUUACUCUAGAAAUGAUGGCUAUACAAAGUCUUCUUCCUUGGUUUUGCCUUUUUAAGAAGAUAACAUCACAGAUUUUCUGCAAAGGUUUUAAAGAGGUAAUGAAGAAGGGAUUAAGUGUUUUAUAAAUAUUAUAUAUUAAUGUUUUUGAGGACAAAAUAAACUGGCUAUAAAGCAAUGCCAUAAAGUGUUUUGUGGUUAUAAUGUGAUUGUUCUAUUAAAAAAUAUAUAUACAUUCAGUUUAAGCACUAUUGCUCUUGGAUUAAAGAAGAAUUUAUUUUAUAUAGAAUUUCAUGUGUUUAAAAAGGUAAUCUUAUAAGCUAAUAUCUGCCAUUUCCCGUAACAUCUCUUUUAUUUUGUAAUUGGCACCAUUAUUGUUUGUAAAUCCCCUCCCCUACUUUUAUGAUUAAGUUGCAUCUUAAAUAUUAUGUACACAUGCUAUUUUUUUUUAACUUUAAUUUUAAGACAUUUUAAAUUAGACUUUAUUUUCCCUAAAGAUAUAUUUCAGUGCUUGGUCAGAGAUAUAUUAUACUUAUUAUGUAUGUCUAUUAGGUUCUCUUAUAAAAUUAAAUUUCUUGGGUCAUAAUUUAAUUACUCGUCUUUUACUGAAUAUGCUGUAUUUAUUUUCUCAGAUUCCUUUGAACUACUGUACAUGACUCAGCAGAACCUGCUGUUGAGCAGCUUUGAUUUUGAAGCCACACUUCUCUAUGUAAUUCAGGCUGUAUACAAAAUUCCUUCUUAAUUAUUUUCCUUGCUUUUUCAGUUAUUUGUAUAUAUGAAUUUACACGUAUAAUUUUUUAAUAUCAUUGGGAAAUUGCGUUUAAUUUAUCAGUUAACUGCAAUAGUAGGUUCCAACUGUUGUUUUCUGUUUCGCCUCUUAAGUUUUUCUCAGGUCUUUGCAAAAUUAUUUAGCAUUUCUGUGUCUCAGUUUUUCCCUCUAUUGUAUGGGAUCAUAAUCAUACUGUGAUCCAUUAGGGACUUGGUGAAUAAUUGCUAAGUGAUAGUAAAUUCUUUUCUGUAUAGAAUAGUAGGGCAGUAGUGUUAUUUAGUAAUUCAAAGGAUACAUAUAUGUGAGCUCUGAAUUAAGACUUCCAAUUGGUCAGUAUGUUCCAGUACUAAUAAAUGCUUAUUUUUUACCUUUCAGAGAAUGUGCGUGUCCCGUUUUUGUAUAUAAUUAUUUCUAGAAUGUGGAGGACAAAAAAUUUGAAUUUGUUGAAACAUGUUCUCUAAAAUGAUUAGACUGAACUAUUUCCACUAGACAUGGGAAAUACGAAAAUUAUCAAGAUUGUAAAGAGAAAGAUGGUUUACAGUAUCUUAAGCAUUUUUUUUUUAAAUAGUACUUUCUUUUUUGCCAUCUACUUUUUAAAUUUAAUCAAAAAUUACC
Diceros bicornis minor is the source of this 5485-nucleotide messenger RNA. RefSeq names its product PHD finger protein 14 (gene PHF14). Lineage: Eukaryota; Metazoa; Chordata; Mammalia; Perissodactyla; Rhinocerotidae. Bases 144 to 2867 code for a protein of 907 amino acids. Gene Ontology annotation, biological process: regulation of transcription by RNA polymerase II. The transcript is spliced from 17 exons. The record is from RefSeq and is a predicted model, not a curated record.